UAUCACCCGAACGACAACAGAGAAGGGGCGCUCUCAAGCGUUACGCGUUGCCUUAUCUCAGGUCAGAUCUCUUUCUCUUCGCCCUUCACUGGUUUACCGGCGGUUGCAUCCCUUUCAAGAAAGCAAACAAGAAUCGUUGCAACUGUUCCUCUCCGACUCAUAUAAAUGAAUAAUCUGGCAAAACGCUGUAACUCGGUUUCAGUUCCAGAAAAUUUCAGCGAUUGCAUCCCUGCUUGUACAAACUGCAAGUGUGGUAAGAUGGAUGCUGGGAAGCAGAGCAGCAGUACAAUUUGGACUCGGGAGGCGGUCAGGGAAUAUGAAGUGGCCUUGGUUUCAUAUAUUGAGGGCCAUCGCAUUCACGUUCCUUGGGAAAAAGUUGCAGCAUAUCUGCCUGGAAGAACCGUGGCCGAAGUCAAAGAGCACUAUGACGAACUAGUGGAAGGCAUCUGCAGGACUCAUCCUUAUGCACUGUCUCUUCCCUACUGUCAUCUACCUGAGGAUUCUGCUGCUGGUUGUAGUGAUGGCAACAUGGGAAGUGUGGUUGAACCAACGAGAGACCAAGGAGAGAUCACGAGCACCGCAGAGAGCAACCCUGGACAGGGGAACGACACAGGUGGCGAUUCUGUGAUCACAGACGAGCAUCAUCCGUCAGAAGACGAUGAACAGGGACAGGAGGCGGGGUCGAAGGCUCCAUGACAUUACCAUCGUCGGCCACGACGAUGAUGUGCACAUGUAUGCGUCUCAAGUGCCAAUCACUGGUCGAGUCAUUAGAGCUCGCAUGCCCUCUGCAGAUCCUGUCACUCAACCUUCUUUUCUUUUUCCUCCCCAGGCUUAGGGGGCUUAAGACUUGACUACUACUGGCAUUGAGUUGUGUGUGUCAGAUUUUGGUAGUCCAAGAUUUCGAGAUUUGGUAGCAUGAUCGUUCUGAAUAAAGGAGUAGGCAUAGGAAUAGGUUUGUAGAAGAUGAGAUUGGUGAAGACGUGAAGAGAAAAAAGCUUUGCAAAUUACACUGUCAUUUUUGCAUUCAUCAAAUGGAAGAAAUGAAAGAUAUU
This is a messenger RNA of Musa acuminata AAA Group (dessert banana), 1052 nucleotides long. RefSeq names its product transcription factor SRM1-like. The coding region runs from base 166 to 696 and encodes 176 amino acids. The record is from RefSeq and is a predicted model, not a curated record. The transcript is spliced from 3 exons. Lineage: Eukaryota; Viridiplantae; Streptophyta; Magnoliopsida; Zingiberales; Musaceae.